Molecule: messenger RNA, 390 nt
Organism: Cucumis sativus (cucumber)
Lineage: Eukaryota; Viridiplantae; Streptophyta; Magnoliopsida; Cucurbitales; Cucurbitaceae
Product: actin-related protein 2-like
Exons: 4
Coding region: 1-390 (129 amino acids)
Biological process (GO): Arp2/3 complex-mediated actin nucleation
Cellular component (GO): Arp2/3 protein complex; actin cortical patch
Molecular function (GO): actin filament binding
Source: RefSeq, a predicted model, not a curated record
AUGGUUUGUAAAAUUUUGCUCACAGACCCACCUUUCAAUCCUUCAAAGAACCGUGAAAAAAUGGUAGAGACCAUGUUUGAGAAGUACAACUUUUACUGGGGUCUUCAUUCAAAUCCAAGUUUACUGGCUGGAUUAGUCAUUGACUCUGGUGAUGGUGUCACUCAUGUGACUGUACUUAAAAUUGAGGUCGACAUUGAAGCUGUUUUAGAUGUUGUCCAUGAGGUUAAUUCAAAUGGCAAAACAUUUACCCUUAAGUUGAAGCUAAAGGUCAAGCUUUUGGAUUCUGUUGACACUAAGAUUGCUGUGGUUAAAAUCUUUUGGCCACCCAUUGGCCUUCCAACCAUUUUGUCUUUCCUGUGUGUUGAAAUAAACGAACAUGAAAAACCAUGA